This is a messenger RNA of Thyridium curvatum, 291 nucleotides long. RefSeq lists its product as uncharacterized. The transcript is spliced from 2 exons. Bases 1 to 291 code for a protein of 96 amino acids. NCBI's taxonomy places the organism in Eukaryota, Fungi, Ascomycota, Sordariomycetes, Thyridiales, Thyridiaceae. The record is from RefSeq and is a predicted model, not a curated record.
AUGUGCGGCGGAGAGGACCCGACCACGCUGGCCAACAGGUUCGGCGCCCUCGCCGUCCUCAGCCCCAUGCCGUGCACGGCCAGCAAGACGGAAUCCGGCCCCAAGCCCGACAAUCUCUCGGGCAACAUUGUCUUUUACAACCGCGAGAGCCCAGGCAGUCUCGUCGCGACACACAUGAAAUUUAUUACGUCAGAUAGUACAUAUCCUAGCAAGCGCUCGAACCUCCAAGUCGGCCUUCAGGGUCUGAACCUCCUCGACGCGUCUCCCAGCAUGAUCAAGCGCGUCGUAUGA